AUGAGUACAUCAGGUCCUCCAGAGCCUAGUUCAUCAGUCGCAUUGACUGCAGUAACUCCUACAGUACCAACUUCAUUCGUUUAUCAAGAGUUAGUACUUCAUGUACAAACCAUUCAACAAAAAAUGAUUACCAUAGCCAAAUUUAUUGAUGAUCAAUGCAAAACCGAUGAAAAAAUACGACAAAAAUUGAAAUCACGUUCAUUCAUAUUUGUUGAUCCUUAUGGAAACCAAACAACAAAUGAAUAUUUCGAUCAUGAAACCAUUAGUACAAUAUUCAACAAGUACAAGAAAGAUUAUGUUCCGAAAUAUUUACAAAAAUGGACAAAACUUGGAAAAAUCAAUGAAACCGGUAUUUCACCAUUGAAUGAAAAUGAACUGAAAUCGUCAGUAUCCGAACAUGAUGAUGGUUAUCGAUUUGUUACAUAUGGCGAAGUCAACAUAUCGAUUAUAUAUCGAGAAGAUGUAAGACCUCAAUCAUUAUUACUACCAGUUCUGCUGACGGACAACAUAGAAAAGAUUAAAAAGCAAAUACAAAAACUCACAAAACUGAAAAAUAUACAAUUAAAAUCGUUGAUUUUAAAAGAAAAUUCUCCAAUGAUUACAGCAUACUGGGACGAAGGUGGAACACUCAACUCCAAUGACACUGUCUUGUCAUCUAAGUUAUAUGAAAACAAUUCUAUCAUUAUGGUUAAACUAUUGGAAGAGAGCGCGUCUACAGAAUCCAGUUCCAAUUUUGAUAUCUUUGCAAAAACUCUUACUGGAAAGACGAUCACUAUUAAAGUGAAUUCUGCUAUGAAUAUAUAUACUGUCAAACAACUGAUUCAAGAUAUGGAAGGUAUUCCUUCAGAUCUACAACGUUUAAUAUUUCCGAGUAAAAAAUUAGAAGACGAGCGAACUCUCUCCGAUUACAACAUCCAAAACGGGAGUAUGUUUCACAUAGUAUUAUGUUUACGCGGUGGUAUGUAUCAUUUUACAAGUGGGCGGCACAAUUUCAACAAAUUACCAUCAACACAAGCAGAAGCAAUAAGAAAUGUCCUUGCUUUUGAAUUUGAGCAAACUGACAAUCUUGAAAAUUUGUCUCCGGCGCAUCUACAAAAUUCUGUUUUACGAGGGCGCGUUUUACUAGUGGAACUACUCUCUAAAAUUAAAAACCAUUCGGUGCCCCACGAUGUUCCACAUUUGAAAAAUAUUAUACUAUCAGAGGCUGCUGAUGAGGAAGAUGAAGACGAUCAGGAGGAAACUUCCAAUGAUCAGUGA
Molecule: messenger RNA, 1257 nt
Organism: Rotaria socialis
Lineage: Eukaryota; Metazoa; Rotifera; Eurotatoria; Philodinida; Philodinidae
Source: the annotation of a GenBank genome assembly